This is a messenger RNA of Camellia sinensis, 2208 nucleotides long. Lineage: Eukaryota; Viridiplantae; Streptophyta; Magnoliopsida; Ericales; Theaceae. The record is from RefSeq and is a predicted model, not a curated record.
AUGUAUCUUGCUUGUGAGAGGAGUGGCCAAUAUAGAGCAACAAAGAAGGUAAAACAUGAUGGCAACAAUACAUCAAGAAUAACCGGUACGAAGAAAUGUGGUUGUCCUUUUGAUAUGAGGGCUCACAGGUUUACCACACAUGAUGAAUGGACAUUGACCGUAGUAUGCAGAUUGCAUAAUCAUCCACCUGCGGAGCACCUCGAGGGACAUUCAUAUGCGGGGAGGCUAUCAAAGGAUGAGAAAACAUUGUUAAUGGAUAUGUCAAAGAGCAUGGUUCGGCCAAAAGAAAUCCUAGUAACCUUGAAACAGGUGGUACAGAGAGCUGGAAGAUCACAGAUGCAACACUUAUUGGGUGAAUUGGCCAAGUAUAAUUACAUUGAGCGCCAUCGGUCUGAAGAGUCCAUGAUGACUGUGACAGACUUGUUUUGGGCAUAUCCUACUAGUUUGGACUUAUUUCGGUCUUUCCUGCGUAUAUUAAUUAUGGAUUGCACAUAUAAAACCAACAGAUAUCGGCUUCCUCUUAUUGAAAUUGUGGGAGUGACAUCAACUGAAAUGACAUUCUCUGUAACUUUCGCAUACUUACAGUAUGAGAGGGUCGAUAACUAUGCGUGGAUGUUUGCUACAUUGCAUGAUGUCAUGGAUGGGUUUGUUGUGCCAACAGUUAUUGUUACUGACAGAGAGCUAGCCUUGAUGAAUGCCAUACAGAAGAUAUUCCCGAGUGCCAGACAUUUAUUAUGUCGUUGGCAUAUCAGUAAGAAUGUGUUGACCAAAUGCAAGAAAAUGUUUGAGACACAGCAAAAAUGGGAGAAGUUCAACCAUGAGUGGAACUCUGUAGUGUAUUCAUCUUCUGAAAUUCAAUACGAGGAGCGUCUUAAAUCAUUACUUAAGGAAUUCAGUAGUUAUCCUGAUGCAGUCAAAUACGUCAUGGAUACUUGGUUGGUUCCUUACAAGGACAAAUUUGUGGCGGCAUGGACAGACACGUGUAUGCAUUGUGGCAAUGUUACAACGAACUGGGCUGAGAGUGCACAUGCAAAACUUAAAAGACAAUUGGGUUCAUGUCAAGUCUCAUUUCAGGCAUCAUUUGAGAAAAUACACAGUCUGCUUGAGUUGCAACACACUGAUAUCAAGGCUUCAUUUGAGAAAAGUCUAACUGUUGUGCAACAUCAAUUUAAACCUUCUCAAUUCAGGGAGCUACGGGGUAAUGUGUCUAUCUCUGCAUUGGAGUAUUUGCUUGUCGAGAGUAAGAGAGCCAAUUCCAUUGGUAUUGAUGUUGAAGCUUGUGGAUGCGUCCUUCGCCACACUCAUGGUUUACCUUGCGCCCAUGAGAUUGCUGACUACAUCAGACAAGAUCGUCCUAUACCACUUGCUACCAUAUACUCACAGUGGAGGCAACUUCAUAUCUCUAUAUGCAAUAAAGAAAAGGAAACGGAGGUGACUUGUCAUGCAGAAGUAGAGUUAUUUGUGAACAAGUUUAAUGAAAGUGAUAGAACCAUGCGAUUGGAGCUUUUGAAGAAGUUGAAAGAGAUUAAGAAGCGACCUGUUAAGGGAAAUGAGAAGGUGAAUCCGAAAGGAAAGGCAUACAUUACUAGAACAGUGAAACCUGGUGCAUAUGUUGAUGCUUUCCCUGCUGGGUUGAAACCAUACAUUAAGUUUGUCAAGGAUGUAGCUGCAAAUGGGAAUUAUGGUUUCAGGGCUAUAGCUGCUUCAAUUGGUCAUACAGAAGAUGAUUGGGCUCAGGUUAGGCGUGAUCUGUUGCGUGAGCUGCACACACACAAAGAGGAAUACAUUACACUUUAUGGGUCCUAUGAAAGGUUUGAAGAAUUGACAAGCAUAUUGUCAUACUUUGAAGACAGUCCUGGAUACUCACAUUGGAUGACUAUGCCAGACAUGGGGCAUCUUGUUGCAUCGUGCUACAAUCUUGUGUUAUACCACUUGUCUUUACAGCAAUGUUUCACCUUUUUACCUCUUAGAACAGUGCCAGUACCUCAACUUGAUAGACGUGAGAUUGCCAUUGGGUUUGUCAACGGAAAUCAUUUCGUUCAGCCAGGCCAUCCAGUUCCUCCUAUUGCCACUAAUUGGAGAAAAUACCGUCACCCUUGUGCUGUCGACUGGGAUGAUGCAUAUGUGCGUCGCAUUCAACAUUUCAAGGACAUUAUUCAUGAUAAUGUAGCUACUCGAGAGACUUUUGAUGUUGUUGAUGUCGCAUGA